AUGUCUGAGAAAUAUUUAAAAGCUUUAUCCCAUGAUUUCGGUAAACUUUUUAAGGAUGGUAAUAAUUAUGAUGUAAAUAUCAAAGUAGGUGAAAAACCUAAUAUCAAAAUAUUCCGAGGACAUUCUCAAAUACUUGUCGCACGUUCGCUGUAUUUUAAAACUGCAUUUUCUCAAGAAUGGGUGAAGAAAAAUAAUGGAAUUAUUGAUUUUGAAAAACCAAAUAUGUCACCUGAAAUUUUUGAAAUAAUCCUUCGAUAUAUUUAUACCGGAAUAAUUCAGUUUGACAUUCUUCAUGCUGACGUUCUUCUUAGACUUCUUAUUGCAUUAGAUGAACUUUACUUCGAUGAUUUGUUGGAUGACUUACAGGUUCACCUUUUCAAGCAGGGUGCUCAAUGGAUUCGAGAAAAUUUUGUUUUUGUAUACAGAGUCAGUCUACAAUAUCAAAAAUUCACAAAGUUAAGUGAGCACGUAGAUGAUAUUAUUAAAUAUGAACCUGAAAUAUUACUGGAAUCUCGAGAAUUCCAUGAAUUAGAAGAAUCAGAGCUUCUUCCUAUUCUCAAACAAUGGCAACCUAAAGACAUAAAAGUGCUUUCUCCUAGGAUUAAAUCAUCACGUAUUAAUUCAAAAUUAUUAAAUAAUAAGCAAGUUAAAGAAAUUUUUAAAAAAAUUUAUGUUAAAAAACCGAAAAUGUUUAAAUCAUUUCCUAACGAAGAUCAAUUUAAGUUGAUAUUACUUGAACCAACUGAAUAUAAAACCAAUUGCGAAGAUCCAACAGUUAUAGUAUUUCGCAUUGUCGAACUUGAUUUGAUAAUUGGGGGAUAUAAUCCAUUUAAGUUGAAAUAUUCAUCAAUUUCACAUUUUUCUUCCUUAAAGGCUAAACUGGAAUAUAGUUUUAUGUUCACAAUUGAUAAUGAAAAAAUUAAAUUUGUUUCUAUUUUAGGGACUAAAGAUUUUAAUUUAAAAUAUAAUUAUAUUAGACCAUUAAAUAUCUUUGACUUUAAAUUUCACUUUGAUUAUAAAAAUAUUUCUUAUAAGCAACAUUUUUAUCCUAAAAUUUUAGAUGGUAGUUAUUACAAUAUCGAAGGAUUAGAGGUUUUUAAAGUAAUUGAAAGUGAUUGA
Messenger RNA from Dentiscutata heterogama, 1119 nucleotides. NCBI's taxonomy places the organism in Eukaryota, Fungi, Glomeromycota, Glomeromycetes, Diversisporales, Gigasporaceae. The record is from the annotation of a GenBank genome assembly.